Molecule: messenger RNA, 1521 nt
Organism: Miniopterus natalensis
Lineage: Eukaryota; Metazoa; Chordata; Mammalia; Chiroptera; Miniopteridae
Gene: SYNE4
Product: spectrin repeat containing nuclear envelope family member 4
Biological process (GO): establishment of epithelial cell apical/basal polarity
Cellular component (GO): nuclear outer membrane; nuclear envelope; meiotic nuclear membrane microtubule tethering complex
Source: RefSeq, a predicted model, not a curated record
ACCCCAUUGGGUGGGUUGGGGUGAGCUUGGGAAGUUCAGCUACUGGUCUGCUAGGGAGUUAAGUGGUGCCACUGUCACCUGAGCGGGCAUCAAAUUACCUGGGUCCAGGUUUCACUUGAGGUAAAGCUGAGCCUGCUCCUGAGCCUCCAUCUGCCUCAGACCUGGGUGAGUCCUACUGUGGGUGUCUGAGGGGACACCACUGGCUAGGGAAAGGGCUCUUACUGGGGAUCCUCACUGGCUGCCUGUCCCCAGGCCUCCAGCUAUGGCCCUGCCCCCAUCUGUGGACGGUGGGCCUCACUCAGAGGCCCUCAACCAUCCUCCUGGAGCCCCUAGGGAACUGGACAUCGCUGAAUGCACCAUCUGCCCUGUUUCUGAAAAGGAAAGAAGCAGGCCAGAGCAAGCCCAGAAACUGGACUCUUUGGACCCUCCCGAGCACUUAUGGGGUGGGCUGUGGGACUCUGAGCCUACAUCUGGUCACCCCAGAUUGCCAUCGCCUUCUUCCCAUGAGGACCCCACUGGGGGCAAACACCGUGAGAGCCCCAUCUCUGGCUGGGAGGUAUUGGAGGCUGAGCAGGACAGCCUGCACCUUUGCCUAUUGGGCCUGGGCCUCUGGCUGCAGGACCUAGAGCGAGGCCUGGGGCCCUGGACAUCAGCCCAGAUCGGGAUGGUCCAGCUGCAGACCCUACAGGCAGACCUGCGUGGGGCAGCUGAGUGUGUAGAUGCACUGCUGGCAUUCAAUGAAGGGCUGGCGCAGCGGAGUGAGCCUCAGGCCCGGGCACCCCUGCAGCAGGUCCUGAGGACCCUUGGAGCCCAUCGAGACAGCAUCUUCUGGAGGCUGUGGCGGCUGCAGGCCCAGCUGGUCAGCUACAGCCUGGUAUUUGAGGAGGCCAACACACUGGACCAGGAUUUGGAGAUUGAGGCGGACUCGGACUGGCCAGGCCCUGGUGGGGUCUGGGGACCCUGGACACCCAGUAGCCUCCCCACUCCCGCAGAGUUAGAGUGGGAUCCAGCAGGGGACGUUGGGGGCUUCGGGCCCUUGGGGCGAAAGACAGCCUGGACACCAGAGGCUCCCUGUGAGCUAUGUGGCCACAGGGGCCCCCAGAGCAGGGGACAAGGCCUUGAGGUGAGAGCAGGACCCCACAACUCUCUCUCUCCACAGGACAUACUCAUGUUGGGUCUCAGCCAUCGGAAACACUUAGCAGGUCACCAAAGACGCUCCUUGCUCCAGAAGUCUCAGGACAAGGAGAAUCAAGCAUCUUCCAAUCUCCGGGAUGUGAUGCUGGAGGUAGAUUCUGGAGCCCCCACUCCUGCAUCCAGGCGGCCCCUGACCUCCUUCCUCCUCUUCCUCCUCUUCUUUCUUCUUCUGGUGGGUUCCACAUUGCUCCUGCCCCAGUCGGGGGGCCCCUGCUGUUCUCCUGCCCGACUAGGCAGGACACCUUACUUGGUGCUCAACUAUGUCAAUGGUCCCCCCCCAAUCUGAGUACACAGCCAGACAUAUGUAAUAAAUGGUCACUUGUCAAA